AUGAUUAUCGGACUUGUAGCGGCACAAGGAGCAUCGAACGAAGCUCUCGCUUCCAGACAAUGUCCGCGCUGGUGUUCUGGAACUUGGCCUAAUUGCUUGUGUACAGUCAAACGAUCGAUUGGCUUUUGUCCGAUCGGAUGUACUGGGCUUCCACCGAGCUGUCGCUGUGAUCGAUGUCCGAUCGGAUGUCAUGGAUUUGCUCCGAAUUGUCAAUGCCCG
Messenger RNA from Mesorhabditis belari, 219 nucleotides. Lineage: Eukaryota; Metazoa; Nematoda; Chromadorea; Rhabditida; Rhabditidae. The record is from the annotation of a GenBank genome assembly.